Messenger RNA from Cantharellus anzutake, 1845 nucleotides. Its product is annotated as Rft protein-domain-containing protein. NCBI's taxonomy places the organism in Eukaryota, Fungi, Basidiomycota, Agaricomycetes, Cantharellales, Hydnaceae. The transcript is spliced from 4 exons. The record is from RefSeq and is a predicted model, not a curated record. Gene Ontology annotation, cellular component: endoplasmic reticulum membrane. Bases 49 to 1749 code for a protein of 566 amino acids. Gene Ontology annotation, biological process: glycolipid translocation; dolichol-linked oligosaccharide biosynthetic process.
UGUGGGUCCGAGCUGAGCUGAUGGCAAUAUUAGUUCUGCAAGAGCAUCAUGCAAAAUCCUCCUGCGUCUUUUGGGGCAGUACUUCCCCUAGUUGGUUUACAGUUAUUUUCUAGGCUUUUCACGUUUGCCUUGAAUCAAGUAGCAGUCAGCAUCGCAUCACCAGAAGUGUUCGGCACUGCAAGUAUCCAGUUCGACCUGCUACUUUCAUCCAUUCUCUUUCUGUCUCGAGAAGGAGUCAGAAAUGCAUUGCUCCGCUCGGACAGUGUUGAAAACAAUCCCCGGAAAUCAUCUGAGGUUCCGGCGCAGGCCCAACGCCAAUUAAUAACCAACAUUUCAUUGCUCCCCGUUUUCCUCGGCUGUCCAUUGGCUAUUAUAGUUGGGUCGGUUUAUGCAUCAUUCGCCUCAAAUUCCACCACUUCACAGCCUCACUUUAAACUCGCUAUGCACCUAUAUGUCUUGGCUGCAGUGUUCGAGCUUAUUUCAGAACCGCUGUACAUUCGUGCUCAGAACAACCUUGAAGUGGGCGUGAGAGUGAGAGCGGAGGGGGUGGCCGUGGUUGCGAAGGCUGUAUUUAGCUUGUUGCCUUUUGUCCUCUUUGGUAAACUGAGGGACUCGGGUUUCGCAUGGGAAUGGUCUCUUGUGUGUUUCGCACUGGGACAAGUAGCAUUUGGCCUAUCGUUUCUUGUAGUCCACCUCCUGCACUUUCGUGGAAUCCAUGGUAUCACGUUCAAGAGCGUUCCGAUUAAAAAUGGCAACAGGAGAAGCCCUUGGUUUAAUGACGAGCUCCUACGCUUGUCAAUGAUCAUGACUGCUCAGUCUAUUUUCAAACAUUUCCUGACCGAGGGAGAUCGCCUCAUUGUUUCGAAGUUCAGUGCUCUACAAGACCAAGGCGGCUUUGCCCUGGCCACUAACUAUGGGUCUUUGAUCGCCCGUGUCAUUUUCCAGCCUGUUGAAGAGACGAGUCGAGUUUACUUCUCGAAGGUAUUGAAUCAAGAUCAUCAGACAAGCGACGUGCUGCCUUCGGGACGCCCAAGGGCCGAGAAAUCUCCGCCCGCAAACAAGAAGAAAGCUAUCGUGGAGUCGAUGAGGACUCUUGGCACUGUUUUGAGUGUCUACGCACAUCUCACGCUUCUCUUUCUCGCAUUUGGGCCCCCUUGCAUUCCGACCCUCCUAUCAAUUGUCCUCCCUAGGCAAUAUCUCCUCACAUCCGCUCCAAGAGUCCUGAUUGCCUACUGUUGGUAUCUUCCGGUCAUGGCCUUCAACGGCGUUCUUGAGGCAUUCUUUUCAGCUACCGCUAGCUCUAACGAUCUUGUGACGCAGAGUCGGGCAUUGAUGGCAUCUUCAUUACUUUUCAUCGUCUCCUCUUUUUGGUUGAGUGAAGGUCUGGGGCUGAAAGAAACAGGGUUGGUCUAUGCGAAUGUUCUGAACCUUGGAGCAAGGGCUUGGUAUGCCUGGGGAUUCACCAAGAGCUAUUACAAGAAACAUGGGGAAAAGCAUCACCGGAUCGCACAGAGCGGCGAAUCUAGAAGAGUCGUGCCCAAAACUGGAGUCCUCAUUUGCAGCAUUGCGAUGGGUGUAAUAGUUAGGAUCAGCUACAGGACUCUAGGAAGUCCAUUCGGUCUGUUGGCGCAUAAAAUAAUUCACAUGGCGAUAGCGGUGUCCGCCGUGCUUUUUUGGUUUGUUGUAUGUUGGUUCAAUGAAGAGACACUGGUGAGCGAUAUAAGGUGGACAAUUUUUCGGAAUAAAUAGAGCUCGUACGCCCUUUGUUGUUUGCUAUAAUUUACCAUACCAGGAGCAUGUAAUACUGGACUUGGUGAUUUGUGGUGGCGGGAAUCGAAAGCGGAG